AUGCAAAUUUCUAAGACCUUCACUGCCUUGCAAACCCUGAUGCUCCACCUCUUUAGAAUUUCAAGCGAAGCUACAUCAGCCGAUGAAACGCAAGAACCACCAGUGAAGAGGCAGAAAAAAACACUCAAAAAGCCUGAACCAAUUCCCGAUCCAUACAUUGUUGAUGUGAAAAAGGUCGAUGUGACAGUAUUGGAAAGCAAUGGGAAACGAUUACGGCAAUUUAGUCGGAUCACUGUCAGCUUAAAUGAGCAGAAUGCAUUACACAACUUCUUCAACAAUUCUCAGCUGAAAAAGUAUGACCUGAUUGCGGUACGCCCUGGUUCUGAUGCGAUCCUUAACACAUUACAAAGAAAAACGGACUUCUUUGACAUUGUUACCUACGAGCAGUCAUCGAAGACUGGUUGGCUUAUGAUGUCUAAGAAAAUUGAAGCAAUCCGAGAUGAGGGUGUUGUCUUUGAGAUAAGUUAUGCAUCUGCACUCGGGGACAGUUAUGCUAGGAGAAUGAUGCUCUCAAAUGGUCGAUUUCUCAUGCAAGCUUUGAGAAGAAGAGGAAUCAUCUUUUCAUCUGGGGCCAGAGAUGUUAUUGAUCUUCGAGCACCUUAUGACGCCUUGAACAUGCUUUGUUUGAUAGGAGUUGAUUCAAAAUUUGCUCGUCCAUAUCUUUCGGACUACCCAAAAUCUGUUCUACUACGAGGCGAGUCGAAACGAUCACUCCGUGGAUGUAUUGCCGUGCACUCAGUGAAUGCCGUUCCCAGCAGCAAUUUGAUUGAAGCGGCAGCAUUGAGUCGGCUACUGAAGGUGCCCGAGUUUCGUCUACAGGUUGAACGCGUGCCCGCCACAAAGAAGGCUCAAUCAAAGGAAGAAACGGAAACGAAAUGU
Mesorhabditis belari is the source of this 879-nucleotide messenger RNA. Lineage: Eukaryota; Metazoa; Nematoda; Chromadorea; Rhabditida; Rhabditidae. The record is from the annotation of a GenBank genome assembly.